AUGCAUGAAACUGUCCACGAAAUGCUUCAGGAAAACCCUACAGAGUCAGAUUCUAACACCAAAAAAAAAAUUCCGCGGCCGGGCGACUGCGAAGUCUGUAUCUCCUAUCUGGGAAGAUUUUAUCAGGACCUCAAAGACAGAGAUGUCACAUUCUCACCGUCCUCUAUUGAAAAAGAACUUAUAAAAUUCUGCCGGGAAGCAAGAAGCAAAGAGAAUCGGUUGUGCUACUACAUCGGGGCCACAGAGGACGCUGCCACUAAGAUCAUCAAUGAGGUGUCCAAGCCCCUGGCUCACCACAUCCCUGUGGAGAAGGUCUGUGAGAAGCUCAAGAAGAAGGACAGCCAGAUCUGUGAGCUCAAGUAUGACAAGCAGAUCGACCUGAGCACGGUGGACCUGAAGAAGCUCCGGGUCAAAGAGCUGAAGAAGAUCCUGGACGACUGGGGGGAGACGUGCAAAGGCUGCGCGGAGAAGUCUGACUACAUCCGGAAGAUUAACGAACUGAUGCCUAAAUAUGCCCCCAAGGCAGCCAGUUCACCGACUGAUUUGUAGUCGGCCUGGUCCCUGCUGCACCUGAGGGGAAAGCAGCUCACCUGCGUCUUCCCCACAGCCUUUUUGUAAUUUAUUUUUUAGGCGGGCUCCUGACAGUGUCAGGUGUGAAGCCUGGAGCUUUCCUGACGAAGCUGGCUCUCCAGCGCCCCCCUGGGGAGAUUCACUUUGUUCUGUUGCUGGUUUACUCUAGGACUUCAAAGUGUGUCUGGGAAUUUUUUAUUAAAGGAAGAAAAUUUCUA
Messenger RNA from Lutra lutra (Eurasian river otter), 788 nucleotides. RefSeq names its product mesencephalic astrocyte-derived neurotrophic factor-like. Bases 1 to 549 code for a protein of 182 amino acids. Gene Ontology annotation, cellular component: endoplasmic reticulum. Gene Ontology annotation, biological process: dopaminergic neuron differentiation; neuron projection development. The transcript has 2 exons. The record is from RefSeq and is a predicted model, not a curated record. NCBI's taxonomy places the organism in Eukaryota, Metazoa, Chordata, Mammalia, Carnivora, Mustelidae.